GGGAAAAAAAUCUCCAAAAAAUCGCUAUUUUUUAUUUAAAUAUAGCUAAAAUAGCUCCUUGUCGCAAAAAAAUCAAUACAAGUCGCAGCAACAAUGAGAAAGUAGCUAAAUUUGGCGACAAAAUCCCCAAAUUGGCAACACUGCUACUGAUUCCUAUGGAAGAAAUAACUUCCUGCUCUCCAGCUGCAUUUCGCGCCACGGCCACAGCAAAGACUUAUUUACAACCUAUUUGCAGCUGCGCACAUUUCUGCGGUCCUCGAUGCGCGUGAACUGACAGAGACGCUUGAUUAUUAAAUCAUCAGCGAAGCCCCAUUGUUUCACACUGAGUGCAGGAAAAUGGCAGAAGCCAGAUUUUCUCAGGAUGAGUUCUUGUGUCCGGUGUGUCUGGAUCUCCUGAAGGAUCCAGUGACCAUCCAGUGUGGACACAGUUACUGUAAGAGCUGUAUUACAGACUGCUGGGAUCAGGAGGAUGAGAAGAGAGUCUACAGCUGCCCUCAGUGCAGACAGACCUUCAGUCCAAGACCUGCUUUAUUUAAGAACGUGGUGUUUGCUGAAAUGGUGGAGAAACUGAAGAAGACUAAACUUCAAAGUGUGGUUCCUGCUGGAGCUGGAGAUGUUCAGUGUGACGUCUGUACUGGAAGAAAAUACAAAGCUGUCAAGUCCUGUCUGGUGUGUCUGAACUCUUACUGUCAGAAUCACCUCGAACAACAUGAGAGUUUGUUUAAAGGAAAGAGACACAAUCUGACUGAAGCCACUGGACGACUGCAGGAGAUGAUCUGCCAGAAACAUGAGAAGCUCCUCGAGGUUUUCUGUCGCACUGAUCAGAAAUGUAUUUGCUUGCUGUGUUUGGUGGAUGAACAUAAAAACCACGACACUGUAUCAGCUGCAGCACAGAGGACAGAGAAUGAGAGAGACUUGAAGGAGACGCAGAAGACGCUCCAGCAGAGAAUCCAGCAGAGAGAGAAAGAUCUCCAGCAGCUGAGAGAGGCUGUGGAGUCUCAGAAGCGCUCUGCACAGACAGCAGUGGAGGACAGUGAGAGGAUCUUUACUGAGCUCAUCCGCUCCAUUGAGAGAAGCCGCUCUGAGCUGAUACGGCUGAUCAGAGAUCAGGAAAAGCAAGCAGUGAGUCGAGCUGAAGGACGACUGGAGCGACUGGAGCAGGAGAUCAAUGAUCUGAGGAGGAGAGACGCUGAGCUGGAGCAGCUUUCACACACACAGGAUCACAUCCAGUUCCUGCAGAGUUUCCAGUCUCUCUCAGCUCCUCCUGAAUCUACAGACGUAAAUGAUGAUCUCUUCAGUUCUCUCGUCUCUUUUGAUGCUCUGAGAGAAUCUGUUCAUCAGCUGAGAGACAAACUGGAGGAUUUCUGCAAAGAGGAGCUCAAGAAGAUCCCCGGCAAAGUCGCAUUCACCAACAUUGUUCCCAGGACCAGGAACGACUUCCUACAAUAUUCCCAUCAGUUCACUCUGGAUCUGAACACAGUGAAUAAACGCCUCCUUCUGUCUGAGAGAAACAGAGUGGUUACUGUUGCUGGCACAGAUCAGUUGUAUCCUGAUCAUCCAGACAGAUUUGAUGUGCGUCAGGUGUUGUGUAGAGAGAGUGUGUGUGGACGCUGUUACUGGGAGCUGCAGUGGAAUGGAAAUGGUGUGUAUAUAUCAGUGUCAUAUAAGAGCAUCAGCAAGAAGGGACUGGCUAAAGAGUGUGUGUUUGGAUCUAAUGAUCAGUCUUGGAGUUUGAUCUGCUCUCCCUCCAGAUACUCAUUCAGACACAAUAACAUACGGACUAAUCUCUUUGUUAAGCCCAUCUUCAGUAGAAUAGGAGUGUAUGUGGAUCACAGAGCAGGAACUCUGUCCUUCUACAGCGUCUCUGACACAAUGAGCCUCAUCCACACAGUCCAGACCACAUUCACUCAGCCGCUCUAUCCUGGGUUUGGGUUUAAUAGUGGAUCGUUUUUUUUUUGGUCUGGAUCAUCAGUGAAACUGUGUUGAUGAAUCAGAAUAGACUGACGAGAGAUUCUACCCAUAAUGCUUUAAGCUACAUGAUAAAUCAGUAACAGUGAGAUGUUAUAGAGUAUAUUCUUUUCUCUUCAUGACAUUAAUACUGCAGCUGAACUUCUGUCAGUGAAAUAACAUGAAUCCAAAUAAAUGUGUGUAAUAAAUCCUCAUAUAGACCGUAGGAUCAGUGUGUGUGUGUGUGUGUGUAUGUGUCCUGCUGAGUGACAAUGCGUUUGUGCUUUUCUCAAACUCUGUUUGUGUUGAUAGAAAUUAGUAACUCAUGUACUUUUUAAUGUAAAAAACCCUGCAAUGCAACUGACACACUGAAGGCCCAGAAAUGUAGUAAGGACAUUGAUAAACUAGUCAACAAGUGAUAAAUAGGUUGUGACAUCAGUGGUUCAACUGUAAUUUUAUGAAGCUAUGCAAAUACUUUUUGUGCUUAAAGAAAACAAAAGUAACAAAAUUGUUUAUUCAACAAUUUCUUCUUUCGUGUCAUUCUCCGCCGCACGUUCAUGGGAGUAUCACGAUGCAUGCGUGUGAUGCUGCUGACGCAGGAGCCGACAUUCUGAUGUAGAACAUCCCUCACUCAUAGUUCAUCAUCUGUAUUCUGGUUCAGAUAGAUAAGGCUGGGCAAAAACAAUUGCAAGUCAUCCUCGCUGUCAAAAUCUUCAGAUAUGUUUAUGAAGACUGUUGUACAGCAUGUGUUGUCUUCUGCUUGUAAACAAAGCGCAUGCGUCGUGGUAUUCUCGUGAACAGAAGCACAGGAGACAUUUUUAAAGUGGGGGGAACCAAACUGUAAGUAAAAGCCCAGAUAGUAAGAUCAGAUUUCCAGGUAUCGGACCACCAUUAUAUAUUAAACUUGCCUGAUCAUUAAUGGAAAAAUAUUGAUUAUUAUUACAAUACAAAGUAAAUGAAAUAAGAAGUACAUAUGAAUAAUCAAAAUUUAGGGAUGAGCAAAAUGCCUGCAGUAUCCAUGGAUAUGACCGACAAGACUGGAUUAAAAUUGCUCCUGUGGACACAACAAGACUUUAAAAUGACUCUGGUCAGGGGCUGGAGCCUGCACUGGACUCUGGUCAGGACACUGGGAACGGCACUCCUGGCCGUGACUACGGAACGGCCGGCGGGCUUGGGGGAGCCACAGCCGGCAGAUGUGAGUGAGCGGCAGUCCGCGAACUUGACUGAUGAGAAGCCGACUAACUUGACUGACGAGUGGUCGGCAGGCUUUACGGACACGGACAGGAUGACAGGACGGGGGCCUCCAGGGCAGAACAGACAGUACCUGGGCACCAUGACGGAUCAGGGAUCUCAGGAGGCCAUGGUGGUGCAGGGAGCUCAGGAGGCCAUGGCGGGUCGUCUUCGGGACCAUGGCCUCGGUCCCCUCGGCCCGGCCCCUACAGCCGGAACCCUUCUACCCCCCCGAAAAAAAUCCAUGGGGCAGCUACAGGGUAUCAGGAGCCCUCCGGGGCUAAGCAAACAGGAACAGGACAAUACACAGGAACAGGAAGCCCUCCGUGGGCUAGGCUCGGAAGUUGAGGUCCAUUCUGGGCAUGACGUGGAGUCAGGGGCCCUCACAGGGUUGCCUCAGGAACCGCUUCCACUUCCGCGAAAGGAGCCCCCGAUGAGUAUCCAUGGAUAUGACCGACAAGACUGGAUUAAAACUGCUCCUGUGGACACAACAAGACUUUAAAAUGACUCUGGUCA
Onychostoma macrolepis is the source of this 3693-nucleotide messenger RNA. RefSeq names its product tripartite motif-containing protein 16-like. The transcript has 7 exons. The record is from RefSeq and is a predicted model, not a curated record. Bases 337 to 1986 code for a protein of 549 amino acids. Gene Ontology annotation, molecular function: protein binding; zinc ion binding. Lineage: Eukaryota; Metazoa; Chordata; Actinopteri; Cypriniformes; Cyprinidae.